Chiloscyllium plagiosum (whitespotted bambooshark) is the source of this 981-nucleotide messenger RNA. RefSeq lists its product as uncharacterized. NCBI's taxonomy places the organism in Eukaryota, Metazoa, Chordata, Chondrichthyes, Orectolobiformes, Hemiscylliidae. The record is from RefSeq and is a predicted model, not a curated record.
GUCCCUGCAAUGCUGCUGUGCAGCCUCUCCUCUGCCUCUGUGGCCCCCUCAACAGGCAACACCAGCCUCACCAUGUUCUUCACUGUCAACACCACUGUCGAUUCCACUCUGAGAGCUUCAAGCAGUUCCUCAGCCAACGAGAGCGCGACGUCAAACCAGACCGAGGCCUCCCCAAGGAACGCUACCAUCCCUCUUGAUGGCUCCUCCACCGCCGACAGCCAGAUGCCACCCAGCACCGAGGGGCCACGUGACACACCCCCAGCGGUGCAAACCGAGAGCUCCGGGAUUGGGACGGACACCACCGUGAAGCCGACCGGUCAGAACACUGAGCCUUGGCCUACUCCUCACGGGCCUGAGGAGACUCCGCCGUCCGCAACCCCGUCCAGGAUGUCCAGUGGGUCCCCACCCAGUCAGACUGGAGCACUGGCAGGAACCACCUGGGAAACCGGGCACCUCUCUUGUGAACCCUCCGCUGUUCCAGGACAGAACAACCCGGAAACCAAGAAGAAGGGACAGUUUGGGAAAACACUGGGGAUCUUCAUUGGUUUAGCGGUUGUCCUGCUUCUGGUGUUCGGGCUGGUCUACUUGAUCUACAACAGGACUCAAAAGGAUGACCCGUUCUCACACCAAAGGCUCUACAACAGCGACCCAGUUCUUAGCCUUGAUGUUACGGUGGAGCCCCCGGACCGGUUCUAUGGGAGUCUGACCCCUGACCUCGGCCGAGAGGGUCAGGGGAAUCAUGUGACCUCACAGAAAACGCUGAAUCAGCCAAUGGGGGAGGUGAAAAAUCCAGCGUCUCCACCUCAAACCCACGACGAGAUUCAGCUGAAACCAAUGUCCGAAAGCUCAGUGAAGAUAUUUCUCUGAAAUGUAUUUUAUGUUUUUCUUUAAACUCAGCAGCAAUGGUGCAAAUAAAUAUUAUGCUAACUGUUACCAUGGAGAGUGGCUAGUGUAAUAUUUAGUCAGGUCUGAGCUGCGAAU